Molecule: messenger RNA, 313 nt
Organism: Eimeria tenella
Lineage: Eukaryota; Apicomplexa; Conoidasida; Eucoccidiorida; Eimeriidae
Exons: 2
Source: RefSeq, a predicted model, not a curated record
GACUGACCGGCUGCGGCGUGAGACCGAAACGGAGGCGCGGCGGCUGCGGCAGCAGCUGAGAGACACCGAAGAGAAAUAUGCACAUGACUCGCACAUGCUGAGGUCGCGCGCUGCAGCAGCGCAGCAAGAAGCAGGGACGCUGCGGGCUGAAGUGCAGCAGCUCUGCGAAGAAGUCGAGGGGCUGCAACUCGAGAAGCAAAGACUCCACGAGGCCAUUGCCAGCGUCGAGAGCGACAGCAGGGCCAUCCACGGAAUCUUCAGAAAACACAUGCAGGUGCUGCAGCAGCAGCAGCAGCAGCAGCAGCAGGAGUAG